UUCAGGUUUCGAAAAAUGUCGUCAAACGGCGGACCUUCUCUGUGUCUCUCUGGCGACGACAAAAUUGGGUCGAAGGUUAAAAAAAUAAAAAUGGAAAAGAAAAGAAAAAAGGAAACGACGAAACCUCAGUACAUGUUAACGGCUGUAACUCAUGGGGCGCACGUUAGCAACUCCCGGUGCGCCCUACACCGUCUGUGUCCGCUACGGUUCUUCUCUUUCUCUCAAUAUUCUCUAACCCCCUUAUCCUACGCACCCCUCUUUCCUUCCUCGUCAUUCUCCCCUCUUAUCCUCUAGGGCUCUGCUUUACUCCUAUUUCGCUUCGUAUUUUUUCUUUUUCCUAGCAUUCAAUUCUCCAUGCUAUUCGCAUACCUAGGGUUUAGUUCAUCAGGGUUAUCUUUGCCGUCUCUUCGCGUCGUUACUCAUGGACCCGGGGAGGAGGCAACCGAAGGAUUCGUUAUCAUAUUCGAAUCUUUUCAAUCUUGAGUCUUUGAUGAACUUCAAGGUUCCACAACCAGAUGAUGAUUUUGAUUAUUACGGGAAUAGUAGUCAGGAUGAGAGCAGAGGUAGCCAAGGUGUAAACCAUGUCAAUGGCUCUACUUCAGAAAGGGAAUUGAGCUUGGCAAAGAGAAAGUGGUGGUCUCACGGAAGUGACGUGGAGGACGAGGUUGGUGAUUACAGGACUCACAUCACAGAAGAGAGAUAUCGAUCAAUGCUUGGAGAGCACAUACAGAAAUACAAGAGGAGGUUUAGGGACUCCUCUUCUACUCCUGCUCCAGUUCGGGUUGGGAUCCCAGUUUCCAAGAGCAACUUGGGUGGUUCAAAAUCUGGGAGAUUAGGGAAUGAGCAGCGAGGAGGAUUCCAGGACAUUGAACCUGAUUGGCUCAAUGAUUUUAGUUCUCAGAAACCUGGAAACUAUCUUGAAGCAGAUGUUACACCAAAACUGAUGUAUGAACCUGCUUAUUUGGAUAUUGGAGAGGGUAUCACUUACAAGAUCCCUCCAAGUUAUGACAAGCUUGCAGUGUCAUUGAACUUGCCAAGCUUCUCAGAUAUUAGGGUGGAGGAGUUUUACUUAAAAAGUACUUUAGAUUUGGGGUCCUUGGCAACAAUGAUGGCGGGUGAUAAAAGGUUUGGACCAAGAAGCCGAGCAGGGAUGGGAGAGCCCCGACCCCAAUAUGAAUCUCUUCAGGCAAGAUUGAAGGCCUUGGCGGCUUCCAAUUCAGCUGCAAAGUUCAGUCUCAAGGUGUCAGAUGUUGGUUUAAACUCUUCGAUCCCAGAAGGGGCUGCUGGAAAUAUACAGCGGUCUAUUCUGUCAGAGGGUGGUGUAUUGCAGGUUUACUAUGUUAAGGUUUUGGAGAAAGGAGAUACAUAUGAGAUAAUUGAAAGAAGUUUACCCAAGAAGCAAAAGGUGAAGAAAGACCCUUCUGUUAUUGAGAAAGAGGAAAUGGAGAAAAUUGGGAAAGUUUGGGUUAACAUUGUCAGGAGAGACCUACCAAAGCAUCAUAGAAUUUUCACUACUUUUCACCGAAAGCAAAUAAUCGAUGCUAAGAGAUUCUCAGAAAAUUGUCAAAGAGAGGUAAAACUGAAGGUUAGCAGAUCACUUAAGUUCAUGAGGGGUUCUUCAAUUCGCACUAGGAAAUUGGCUAGAGACAUGCUGUUGUAUUGGAAGCGAGUUGACAAGGAGAUGGCAGAAGUGAAGAAAAAAGAGGAAAGAGAAGCUGCUGAAGCAUUGAGGCGUGAACAGGAGCUUCGAGAAGCAAAGAGACAGCAGCAAAGACUCAAUUUUCUCAUACAACAAACAGAACUUUACAGUCAUUUUAUGCAGAACAAGGCAAAUUCACAGCCUUUGGAACCCAUGUCAGUUGGAGAUGAAAAACCAGGCAGCCAAGAAAUGCUUUUGAGCCCUUCUGAUGCCGAGCCUAGUGAACAAGAAGAUCCUGAGGAGGCUGAACUGAAAAAAGAGGCUCUGAAAGCUGCCCAAAAUGCAGUCUCUAAGCAAAAAAAGUUAACUAGUGCUUUUGAUACUGAAUGCUUGAGGCUACGCCAAGCUGCUGAGACUGAUGCCUCUUCAAAUGAUAUCUCAGUAGCUGGGUCAAGCAACAUAGAUCUUCAUAAUCCCUCCACCAUGCCUGUAACAUCAACAGUUCAGUCACCAGAGUUGUUCAAAGGUUCCCUCAAAGAAUAUCAACUAAAGGGCCUCCAGUGGCUGGUUAAUUGUUAUGAGCAGGGUCUGAAUGGUAUACUAGCUGAUGAGAUGGGCCUUGGGAAGACUAUUCAAGCAAUGGCAUUCUUGGCACAUUUGGCUGAGGAGAAAAAUAUAUGGGGGCCUUUUCUGGUUGUUGCACCUGCUUCGGUCUUGAAUAACUGGGCUGACGAAGUCAAACGAUUCUGCCCUGACCUGAAAACUCUUCCAUAUUGGGGUGGGCUUCAGGAGCGGAUGAUAUUGAGGAAGAACAUCAAUCCAAAGCGUCUUUAUCGAAGGGAGGCUGCAUUUCAUAUUCUUAUCACCAGCUAUCAACUACUAGUUUCUGACGAGAAGUAUUUUCGGCGUGUGAAAUGGCAAUAUAUGGUUUUAGAUGAAGCUCAAGCAAUCAAAAGUUCUAACAGGUUUCCAUCUUAUCUUUAAAGCCGUAGAGGGAAUCAAGCUAAUGAGUUUUUUUUUUCCUUUUCCUUUUUCGGGAUGAAGACCUUUUUUACUUAUGAUUUUUUUGUUGAACACAUCAGGAUUGAGAACCAUGCAGAACAUGGAGGUACUUUGAAUGAGCACCAGCUUAACAGACUGCAUGCAAUUCUAAAGCCUUUUAUGCUACGGCGAGUGAAAAAAGAUGUAAUUUCUGAGCUGACAAAGAAAACUGAGGUCACUGUGCACUGCCAGCUGAGUUCUCGUCAGCAUGCGUUCUAUCAAGCUAUUAAAAACAAGAUAUCUUUGGCAGAGUUGUUUGACAGCAACCGUGGGCAUCUUAAUGACAAGAAAAUUUUAAAUUUAAUGAACAUUGUUAUUCAAUUAAGGAAGGUUUGCAACCAUCCAGAAUUGUUUGAAAGGAAUGAGGGAAGCACGUAUCUCUACUUUGGGGAGAUUUCAAAUUCCCUCCUUCCUCCUCCCUUUGGAGAGUUGGAAGAUAUAUACUAUGCAGGAGGUCACAAUCCAAUAACUUACAUGAUACCUAAACUAGUCCACCAGGAGGUCCUCCAAAGUUCUGAACUACUUUGUACUACCACUGGGCGUGGAGUAUGCAGAGAAUCUUUUCUGAAACGUUUUAAUAUAUUUUCCCCCUGUAAUGUUUAUCAAUCAAUAGUUCCACCUGAGAAUAGGUCAGAUGAUUUGUCAAUUAGAAGUGGUUCGUUUGGUUUUACUCAUUUAAUAGAUUUGUCUCCCAAAGAAGUUGGAUUUUUGGCAACUUCUUCCUUUAUGGAGAAGCUUUUAUUUUCUAUUUUGAGAUGGGGCCACCAAUUUUUGGAUGGAAUGUUGGACUCACUUAUCGAUGCAAUUGAUGAUAACCUUCAAUCCGACAACAUUGAGAGGGGAAAAAUAAGAGCUGUCACAAGAAUGUUGUUGAUGCCAUCAAGAUCUGAAACCAAUUCUCUUAGAAGGAAAUUGGCCACGGGUCCUGGUGAUUCUCCAUUUGAGGCUCUGGUUAUGUCUGAUCAGGAUAGGCUUCUAUCAAAUAUCAAGCUUCUUCAUUCAACAUAUACAUUCAUCCCAAGAGCUAGAGCUCCCCCGAUAAAUGCUCAAUGCUCGGACAGAAACUUCAUGUACAAAAUGAUUGAAGAGUUACAUCAUCCAUGGAUCAAAAGAUUACUGAUUGGAUUUGCACGCACAUCUGAACAUAAUGGGCCCAGAAAGCCGGAUAUUUCACCUCAUCAUUUAAUUCAAGAGAUUGAUUCUGAACUACCCGUUUCACAACCUGCUCUUCAGUUAACAUACAACAUAUUUGGGUCUUGUCCGCCCAUGCAAAGCUUUGACCCGUCAAAGCUGUUAUUGGAUUUUUGGAAAUUUCUAAUACUUGAUAUUUGUUAAAAACUCUUGUUAUUUUAUAUUCAUUUUGUACUCUUAUUUGCACAAAUGACAAAAAUGCUGAAUAUUCUUGAGGACUACAUGAACUAUAGAAAGUAUAGGUAUCUUCGACUUGAUGGGUCCUCCACCAUAAUGGAUCGUCGAGACAUGGUUAGAGACUUCCAGCUUCGGAAUGAUAUUUUUGUCUUCUUGCUUAGUACCAGAGCUGGUGGACUGGGUAUUAACUUGACAGCUGCUGAUACUGUCAUCUUUUAUGAAAAUGAUUGGAACCCAACCCUGGAUUUACAGGCAAUGGAUAGAGCUCAUCGGCUGGGUCAGACAAAGGAUGUUACUGUCUACCGACUUAUUUGCAAAGAAACUGUUGAAGAGAAAAUCCUGCAAAGAGCUAGUCAGAAAAACACCGUCCAGCAGCUUGUUAUGACAGGUGGUCAUGUUCAAGGUGAUCUGUUGGCCCCUGAGGAUGUUGUGUCAUUACUUCUUGAUGAUGCACAGUUGGAACAGAAGCUGAAAGAAAUUCCCCUACAGAAUAAAGAGAGACAAAAGAAAAAACAGCCAGCAAGAGGUAUACGGUUAGAUGCAGAAGGUGAUGCCUCUUUGGAAGAUUUGACAAACAGUGAAGCUCAGGAAACCAGAAAUGAUACAUCUCCGGAUCCAGAAAAAGCAAAAUCAAGUAAUAAAAAGAGGAAAUCUGUUUCAGAAAAGCAAACUGCUGGCAAGUCAAGGAAUCCUCAGAUGAUAAGUGAAACGAACUCCAUUGACAACGAGUUGAAUGACCUUCAAAAUACCGAGAUGCCAAAACCAAAAAGGCCUAAAAGGCAGAAGAAGAGUGUAAAUGAAAAUCUCGAACCAGCAUUCACUGCAACACCUACUGUGGCUCCAGAGAAUAGCCCACAUCCACCUCCACAUGAGUUUGGUUAUGGCAGUUCCAGAUCAGCGGCUGAACAAAACCUUUCAAUGUCUGGCAACACAUAAGUUAGCAGUAGCAUCACAGGCUCUGUCCCAUUUGAUUAAGCUGCUUCCAAGUCUUUGCUUGAUGAGCAGCUGCAGAUGUCAUUUGAUUUGGAUGGCAGGUCAUUUUAAGUUUUGCCUGCCUCUGUCAUGUUUGUUAGUUAGGUCACGGAGCCAUAUAGCGGGGCGGGGCAGCCAAGCUUAAGUUGUAUAGUUAUGUAAAUGCCUUAAUUUUUUUUUUUUUUUUUUUUUUAUAUAUAUAAAUAUUUUGGUUAACUACUCAUGAAAACUAUUGGUCAUGUAUGGGCUAAAGUCACCCAUCCUCUUAUGCAGAAUAGAGUACAUAUGGUAUUAGAAUCUCCUUUAUCUUGUAAUUAAUCUAACACAUGAAGAAAAUGUGUUAGGAAGUUUCUCUGGGACUUCUAUUAUCAACAAAAAACCGAGGGGAACUGUUCAGAACCCCUCCCUCAUUGUCUGGAGCAA
This is a messenger RNA of Carica papaya (papaya), 5443 nucleotides long. The record is from RefSeq and is a predicted model, not a curated record. Lineage: Eukaryota; Viridiplantae; Streptophyta; Magnoliopsida; Brassicales; Caricaceae.